Messenger RNA from Poeciliopsis prolifica (blackstripe livebearer), 407 nucleotides. RefSeq names its product protein unc-13 homolog B-like. Bases 54 to 407 code for a protein of 117 amino acids. The record is from RefSeq and is a predicted model, not a curated record. The transcript has a single exon. Gene Ontology annotation, biological process: synaptic transmission, glutamatergic; neuromuscular junction development; synaptic vesicle maturation. Lineage: Eukaryota; Metazoa; Chordata; Actinopteri; Cyprinodontiformes; Poeciliidae. Gene Ontology annotation, cellular component: presynaptic active zone cytoplasmic component; terminal bouton; synaptic vesicle membrane. Gene Ontology annotation, molecular function: calmodulin binding; diacylglycerol binding; syntaxin-1 binding.
UUUCAGAAAAAGCACAAAAUCAGGAAUUAGCUCUGCAAUUAGCGCCCUAGCCCAUGUGCUCCCACUCCUGUGUUCUGCUCUCGCUCUGCAGCGUUCUGGGUGUUCAGGACGGGUUCGAGUGCUACGAGGUUCAAGCCUGCGUCAAGGACUACUGCUUCGGCCGCGCCGACCGGGUGGUGGGCCUGGCCGUGGUGCAGCUGAGGGACAUCAUGGAGAGGGGCAACUGCGCCUGCUGGUGCCCCCUGGGGCAGCGCAUCUCCAUGGACGACACGGGCCUGACCGCCAUGCGGAUCCUCUCCCAGCGCUCCAACGACGACGUCGCCAAGGAGUUCGUCCGGCUCAAGUCCGAGACCCGAUCAGCAGAGGAGGAAGAUGAGGCUCUGCUUGAUGCAGUGGCACUGCUUUGA